Antrostomus carolinensis (chuck-will's-widow) is the source of this 324-nucleotide messenger RNA. Its product is annotated as cyclin-dependent kinase 6-like. NCBI's taxonomy places the organism in Eukaryota, Metazoa, Chordata, Aves, Caprimulgiformes, Caprimulgidae. Gene Ontology annotation, cellular component: cyclin-dependent protein kinase holoenzyme complex; cytoplasm; nucleus. Gene Ontology annotation, molecular function: ATP binding; cyclin binding; cyclin-dependent protein serine/threonine kinase activity. The annotation marks the transcript as partial. The record is from RefSeq and is a predicted model, not a curated record. The transcript is spliced from 3 exons. Gene Ontology annotation, biological process: G1/S transition of mitotic cell cycle; regulation of G2/M transition of mitotic cell cycle; signal transduction.
AUGGUGAACAUGGGAGUUAUAUUGUUUGAUGUGUGCACUGUGUCACGAACAGACAGAGAGACCAAGUUAACUUUAGUGUUUGAACACGUGGAUCAGGACUUGACUACUUACCUGGAUAAAGUUCCAGAGCCUGGAGUGCCUACUGAAACUAUAAAGGAUAUGAUGCUUCAGCUGUUUCGGGGACUGGAUUUUCUGCAUUCACAUCGUGUGGUGCAUCGGGACCUGAAACCCCAAAAUAUCCUUGUAACCAGCAAUGGGCAGAUAAAGUUAGCUGACUUUGGCCUUGCACGAAUAUACAGUUUUCAGAUGGCUCUUACCUCAGUG